Molecule: messenger RNA, 777 nt
Organism: Phragmites australis (common reed)
Lineage: Eukaryota; Viridiplantae; Streptophyta; Magnoliopsida; Poales; Poaceae
Exons: 2
Coding region: 1-777 (258 amino acids)
Source: RefSeq, a predicted model, not a curated record
AUGCCGCCUUCUCUGAUGCCGACCCCGCUGCCUCGCGUCGACCAUCGCCGCACGCCCCUCUUCCCUCUCCUCUCUCCCUUCUCUCCCCGCCAACGCUGCAGGCCACGUCGCUGGCCGCCGCUCUUCGCGGGACAGCUCCGCCCCGAGCCCAUGCCUCUCCCUUCUCUCUGCCCCUGCCCCGGCCACUGCGCUGGCGCCGCAGUACGCGUGCUGGCGGUAGCCUGCCGCGCGUCGGCCGACCACAGGCCACCGCCACCGCGUCGCGUGCCUCGCUGCACUCCACAGCUCGCCGUCGACCCGCGGUGCACACCCGCGCCCGCUCACAUGUCCCUCGCCCUCACCUUAGUGCCGCCUCCCCCCCCAGCUAUAAAUAGCAGGCCAGCGCUCCCUCCUUAUCCCUUUCACCACAUCCGCCACCGCCGCCCCGUUUCUCGCCUCGCCACUGCUCGCCGUCGACCAUACGCCAUCGCCGACGAGCUGCCGAGGAGGACCUUAAGCCGACGCUGCCCGCGUGCCACCAUCUGUUGGCCCGGAAAGCUCGACGGGAGCUGCCUUCGCGCGAAGCCCGAGCCGCCGUCAUUCGUCGUCCCCACCGCCGACCGCAGCCGCCGCUUGCCGCCGUCCGACCUCACUGGGGAGGUGCCGCCCGUUUCUCUCCGCGUCUUGUUCCCCCUCCGGCGACGAACUGGCAUCGUUUCCGCCACCGGCUGCCGUCAAGGUGCCCCCUGCCAAGUCCGCCAGUUCUCAAAGUUGGCCGGCGUGCCUUCGUCGUUGUGA